Molecule: messenger RNA, 1084 nt
Organism: Sander lucioperca (pikeperch)
Lineage: Eukaryota; Metazoa; Chordata; Actinopteri; Perciformes; Percidae
Exons: 3
Coding region: 308-979 (223 amino acids)
Biological process (GO): response to bacterium
Source: RefSeq, a predicted model, not a curated record
UAUGCAAAGUAUGCAAUAUCUACUACAAUUCUAGUUCUACUUUCCAGCCAAAGUCUCCUUCUGACUUCUUGUGUUUGUUAGAUCUUAAUCUGAGAACAAAAGAUGAUUGGUGUUUGAUGGAGGAGGAGACUGUCCAGAGUCUCCUGUCAGAGUUAGAUGGAGGGAGAGAGCUACACAUCACUUGUCUGACAGGAAGAGACAGCGCAGUGUGGUGUGAACAUAACUGAGGUGAAAAGAUAUAUAACGUGACACGGUGGGUUUCUCACAUCACAAUGUGAAUGACCCAACCAUUGCAUAGUAAUGUCUGAUGAAUGAAUCAGCUUUUAAUAAGAACAGCUGUUGCUGUGACUACCAUUUUUCUGAAAGCAUCUCUGUUGUUAGUCUGAGCAGCUGGAUAGGCAAAAGAAACCCCGCCUUUUUCCCCGCUGAGAGCACUCUUACUGGAGCACAGUUCAGUCUGCUGCAGUCUCCUGUACACAUCGCCUUGGUAACAGCUUUACUCUGUUUGAUCUAUGUCUGUGUUUCUGAGUUCCACACUGUGGAGGUCCAGCCUGCUGAACAAGUCACACUGAUGUGCUCCAACUUCAGCAGCUUUAUCACGUACAUGUUCUGGUUCAGACUGGACAGCAGACCCAACAUCAGCCGUAUCUCCUCUAUGUGGAGCUCUGAUACAAAUGCUUCACUCUACGAUGGAUUUCAAAAUGGAAAAUUUAACAUGACAUCCAACACCACUACCCUCUUCCUCAACAUCAACCAUGUGGAUUUAUCUGACUCUAGACUGUAUUUCUGUGGAUUUCACUCAGAUGGAAAGCCAGUAAUUGUUAGUGCAACAUAUCUGAAGGUUCAAGAAGUGUUUGAUGGAAUAACGAGCCUGACCAGUGUGAUCCUCCUUGGUCUGAUUCUUUUCCUCGUUCCAGUCAUCAUUGGUCUGGUUGUCAAAAUCAGGAAAUUUCAUACAGGUGCUUGUGUUUUAAUGUAAGUUGUAAAUGCAAAACUUUGUGUUAGAACAAUUUAGAGAUGUUCUGUUUCUGUCAUUUAGCUCAGAAAGAGGGACAGACUCCACAACGUAGUGAGGUAAUCAGCU